AUGAUGCUUGCACCCGUUUUGAUUCAACAGCUCGCAACUGUUGCGUGCCCAUACUGGUCGAACUUCGAGAAACAAGAUCGAAAGCUGAUGAAAAAUUCUAACGCAGCGAUUGAAUCAACUGUUAGUACAAUUGUGACUGUGAAGUCGAAGAAUAUUCUUACUUUGGCUUUAAUGAUAAAGGUACUGGUGAUGUACAAGAGAACUUCGGAUAUGAAGUUAAAAUUAAUUUAG
This is a messenger RNA of Adineta ricciae, 231 nucleotides long. Lineage: Eukaryota; Metazoa; Rotifera; Eurotatoria; Adinetida; Adinetidae. The record is from the annotation of a GenBank genome assembly.